Molecule: messenger RNA, 2067 nt
Organism: Drosophila ficusphila
Lineage: Eukaryota; Metazoa; Arthropoda; Insecta; Diptera; Drosophilidae
Product: anaphase-promoting complex subunit 7-like
Exons: 5
Coding region: 62-1903 (613 amino acids)
Biological process (GO): cell division
Molecular function (GO): protein binding
Source: RefSeq, a predicted model, not a curated record
UUAAAUCUGGAACCCGAUCCUCCAUCUUGCGUAGUUGUGAUACUUUUGGCGCGAGGACAAGAUGGAGAACACGCUUUUCGAGAAUGCUAAGAAGCUUUACGAUCACAAACUCUACGAGUCCGUGAUUCCAGUGGCCAAAUUCCUAAGGACGGCGAUGAAGAAUGAUCGCAAUGUAGCCACUCUGGAGAUGGAGUACCAGGUGCAGCUGUACCUCAGCAUAUCCGAGUACAAAGUACGCCAAUUUCGAGCCUCGCUGCGACACUUGGAGAACCUGAUCCACCAGCGAAAAUUGAUGGUGCGCCACAAAAACGCCUGUUUGUUGGCCAUCGAGAGCGCCUAUCCGGAGUUUGGGGACAUCGAGGUGCGUCGCCGAGGGGCCGAGUGUUAUCGUGAAAUCGGAAACCCCAAAAUGGCCACAGACACCUUGCUGCAGAUUCCGGUCAAGUUGCGUACGCCGAGGGUCAACCUGAUGCUGGCCAGACUGCAGCAUCCAGGCAAUGGCAAUGGAUCGGGGUGCGCCAACAAGGCGGAAGCCCUGUUUGCCUACAAAGAGGUCGUCCGCGAGUGUCCGAUGGCCCUCCAGGAGAUCGAGGCGCUUCUCGAGCUGAAAGUUGAUGGCAACGAGGUCAACUCGCUGGUGCUGCACGCUGCCACGGUGCCCGGCAACUUCGACUGGCUGGGCACGUGGAUUCAGGGCCUGGCGCAGAUGUUUGACUGCAAGCACUUGGCUGCGGCACGCACCUUCCAAAAGCUGCAGGACACCAGCCAGCUGCACUGCAGCGAGCACCUGAUGAUGGCGCUGGGCAGGUGCCUCUACUACCACGGCAAUUACUCCGAGGCGGAGCAGAUGUUCUCGGCCACGAUCAGGGCCAAUCCGGAUAAUGUGGAGGCCAUCGGCCUGUUGGCCGUCGUUCGCUCUAGCCUGGAGGAUCGGAGCAGUAGCAACACCACGGACAUGGAUCGCCUUUACGCCCAGGUGACUUCCGAGCCCAAGUAUUCGGCGGAGCAUUGGUUCGUCCACGCCCAGUCCAUGUUCGAUUCGGGCAAGUUUGAGCGGGGCUUGAGCUUUGUGGAUCAAUGCCUGGCAUCGAAGCCUCGCCACCAGGAGGCUCUGAUCCUGCGCCCCCGACUGCUCGCCUCCUUGGGGCGGCAGGAGGAGGCGGCGGUGGCCUUUCGGAUGGCCCAAGCUAUCGUGCCCUAUCGAUUCGAAGUUUUCCGGGGUCUCUUUCAGUGCUAUUUGGACCAGAAGCGAUUUAAGGAGGCUCAUGCCGUAAGCAACUGGACGCUACAAACUUUCCCAAACUCGCCCAGAAGCCUAACGAUGUUUGGUCGUACUCUCUUCAACACGCCCAAUCCGUUGGUUAAAAAGAGCGCUCGCAAGUUUGCCCAGAAGUCCCUGAAGAUCGAUCCGAACUACUCGCCAGCGGUGGUUUUAAUGGCCGAUAUCUGUCAGUUCGAAGGUGCACCAGAAGACUCUAUUAAGCUGCUGGAGGACCACGUCUCCCGCUUUCCGCAGACCGAUCUGUUCACGCGUCUCGGCGAUAUUCUGCGUUGUCAAUUGCAACCCAUCAAGGCUUUGGAAUACUACUACAAGGCGUUGGGAAGGGAUCCCAAGUGCGAGCUUGCUUUGGAAGGGAUAAGUUUACUGAGAUACUGCCCCCCGUCCUCCCUUUUAGAGGAAGAUGGCACUACUAAGGUGGAUCCCCAGCCGACUACCCCUCAAUCCAAGAGUCUGGAGUGUGUGGAUAGUGAUUUUUUAAAGCACACCGUCCUCUCUUCGAAGGACUCUUUGAAUGGUCGAGAGGCAUCCUCAUCACCGGCAGCCAGGUCAGGUCAAGAUGGCGACGGCGAUGGAGCUGUUUGGCACGAUGUUGAUACGGAUAUCAAUUAUGAUGGUCAUUGAGUAGGGCCACUUGAGUCGAAGAUCUCUUAAGUUUUUAUUUAUGUCAAUUGUUCUAAUAAGCAAUCAAGUUUGUUACUAAAUUAUGAAGUGUAGUUUAAGUAUUAUUUGCCUUUUGUUUGAAAAGAAUGUUAUGUCGAGGUACAAUAAAUAUGAAUACUGCAAAA